This is a messenger RNA of Colossoma macropomum (tambaqui), 1605 nucleotides long. Its product is annotated as aquaporin-4-like. NCBI's taxonomy places the organism in Eukaryota, Metazoa, Chordata, Actinopteri, Characiformes, Serrasalmidae. The record is from RefSeq and is a predicted model, not a curated record. Bases 58 to 1053 code for a protein of 331 amino acids. Gene Ontology annotation, cellular component: basolateral plasma membrane; plasma membrane. Gene Ontology annotation, biological process: transmembrane transport. The transcript has 5 exons. Gene Ontology annotation, molecular function: water channel activity.
GGUGGUGAAGCCUCGUUGCCCCUGUAAUAAAUCCCCAGGCGCGAACUGCUCGGCACAAUGAGCUGUUCCUCCUGCCUCGCACACGCACCUGCUGCUCUCUCACCGCUUGCUGCUCAUCUGUGCCUACCAUCGUGCAGCUGUGAGAGCAUCAUGGUGGCUUUUAAAGGCAUUUGGACGAAGCCCUUCUGGCGUGCUGUUUCUGGUGAAUUCUUAGCCACGCUGAUCUUUGUUCUUCUGAGCCUGGGCUCCACCAUCAACUGGGCGUCAGGUACAGAAAACCCACCUCCUGCGGAUCUGGUGCUCAUCUCCCUGUGUUUCGGCCUGAGCAUCGCCACCAUGGUGCAGUGCUUCAGUCACAUCAGCGGAGGCCACAUCAACCCAGCUGUCACCGCUGCCAUGGUGGUCACCCAGAAGUUGAGUCUUGCUAAAGGCCUGUUCUACAUAGCCGCUCAAUGUCUGGGAGCCAUCGUAGGGGCAGGAGUUCUGUUCCUGGUGACUCCAAGCGCUGUUAGAGGCGGGCUGGGCAUCACGGCGGUUAAUCCCCGUAUCUCAGUGGGCCACGCUCUGGUUGUGGAGCUUCUGAUCACAUUUGAGCUGAUCUUCACUAUCUUUGCCACCUGUGACCCCAAACGCAGCGACCUCAAAGGAUCAGCUGGCCUUGCAAUCGGCAUUGCUGUAGUCAUCGGGCAUCUGUUUGCGAUCCCUUACACUGGAGCCAGCAUGAAUCCAGCUCGCUCUUUUGGACCUGCAGUUGUCACAUGGAGCUGGGAGAGCCACUGGGUGUAUUGGGUGGGGCCCAUUUUGGGUGGGAUCCUGGCAGCUGCACUAUACCAGUACCUGUAUUGCCCAGACCCUGAGCUUAAGAGACGCUGCAAGGAAAUGUUCAUCAAAGAUGCUUCUGGAAAGUACAAAGAGGUGGAGUGCCCCAGCAACCAUCACAUUGGAGAAGCAGACGACAUUGUGAUCAAGCCUGGUUCCUCCUCUGAUACUGAGAAAGAUGAAAAGAAAGAAUCUUUCCAGGAUUCGUCUGGGGACGGCCUGUCCUCCGUAUGACUUCUGCGCAAACUGGAGACGGAGACAAAUGUUUAAGGCCUUCACAACAGGCCUUCACCAUCAGUAGCCCAAGCCUGCUGCAAGGGAAGGAUUACUUUCCCAGAAGUGUAUAUGAAUAUGGAAAAUAUGGAAAAUGCUAAUGUGGUUAACAACGGAGAAGAUUGGUUAGCAUGCUAGCAUGCUGAAAUGGUCUUACUAGCUUUCUAUUCAUAAUUAGCCGCAUUAGCACUUUUCAGGAAAGUUUUCUUGUAAGGCCCAAACCUCCAGCCUCGUCUCAGGGAGAAGAGUUUCUUUCAGGGCAUCCAAAAAAGUGUAUUUCAGCUGAUGGAUGCGCUCUCUGUUUUAUGUUCACCACAGCCAUAUCCGAAUGGAAUUACUCCUUUCGCUUGACUUCCUUUUACAUGAACAAAUGCACAGCCGAAGCCAUUCUCACAUUUGUCGUCCAGUGAUGUGAAAAACUAUGUGAAAUGAAGAUCAACGAACAACCCAGGCAGCCACCAUUACCCUGACAUAAAUGGAUUAGUGUCCUGUGUUAUAUAUGAAGAUGUUAUG